GAAUGGUUGAUAAGCACUUCACAAAACGUCAAUUCCCUCUUUGGCUAGGCAGACGUCCAGAACUGACUCUACCGAAGGAUUAUGAGGAAGAGCUUUCGGAAGGUGAAGAUCCUGGAGAUAUCUUUGAUCCCGAAGGACUUGAGCGUUGUACCGCUCAUCAAUUGCCUAUGUUUGAGGGCAAAACUCGUAUCAAAAUGCUGAAAAGAUCUGGUGUUCAGGUGCAAAAGGAUGCUGUUGAAACUUUGGAAUCUAUCCGACAAUCACGCAUCAUGUGCGGAUGUCAGUGUGACGGGAUCUGCAUAGCGGACACAUGUCAAUGCGCUUUGGACGGAAUUGGUUGUCAGGUGGAUGGUCCAGAUGAGUUUGGAAGAUCACAUCCGUGCUCUUGCACAUCGGUGGGAUGUUCAAACCCUUAUGGAAGAAUAGAGUUUGACCCUGAGCACGUCAAAAAUCACUAUCGAAUAACGAUGAUGCGAAUGCACCAUGCUGAGCAGAAGGUGAGUGAAGGUAUCUACGAUUCUCCUCAACGAAUACGUUUCAACUCUGACGGAGAGCCUGAAUCGGUUUCCCACUUCACACCUCCACCAAUCAGAGUGAGUCAUUAUUUGUUCUGUUGUAAGUUGCCUAGGAUUUAGUU
Molecule: messenger RNA, 637 nt
Organism: Cylicostephanus goldi
Lineage: Eukaryota; Metazoa; Nematoda; Chromadorea; Rhabditida; Strongylidae
Source: the annotation of a GenBank genome assembly